Homalodisca vitripennis (glassy-winged sharpshooter) is the source of this 2144-nucleotide messenger RNA. Its product is annotated as neuropeptide CCHamide-2 receptor-like. Gene Ontology annotation, cellular component: membrane. The transcript has 2 exons. The coding region runs from base 133 to 1236 and encodes 367 amino acids. Gene Ontology annotation, molecular function: G protein-coupled peptide receptor activity. NCBI's taxonomy places the organism in Eukaryota, Metazoa, Arthropoda, Insecta, Hemiptera, Cicadellidae. Gene Ontology annotation, biological process: G protein-coupled receptor signaling pathway. The record is from RefSeq and is a predicted model, not a curated record.
GUUCACUAUCAAUCAUUUCACAAAUAACACAGACAUCUAUAUUCUGUUUCAGAAAACGCUUUCUGCGUUGAGCAGUAUGGCUUAUUUUGAAGUUUACCGUUGAAAGAAAAGUGAAAGGUAAUACACUGAAGUAUGGAGUCGGAGGCCAUGGAAUCCAUGGACGAGGGCAAUAUCACAGAAGAAGGAUAUAUCCCCUACUCACAACGGCCCGAGACUUAUAUCGUGCCGGUUGUGUUUGCGAUAAUCUUCAUCGUCGGGGUCCUCGGCAACGGAACUCUGGUCUUCAUAUUCGCUCGCCACAAACGCAUGCGCAACAUCCCCAACACCUACAUCUUCAGCCUGGCCCUGGGCGACCUGUUAGUGAUUGUCAGUUGUGUCCCCUUCACUUCAAUCUUGUACACACUCGAGUCCUGGCCUUGGGGUGGUCUCAUCUGCAAACUAUCCGAGGCAACCAAAGAUGUCUCUAUCGGGGUGUCUGUGUUCACGCUGACCGCUCUCAGCGCUGAAAGAUAUUGUGCUAUCGUCAACCCCAUCCGGAGACAUAUAUCCACCAAACCCCUGACCAUAGUCACUGCUCUUGCUAUCUGGAUGGUGUCACUGAUUCUAGCUCUGCCAGCCGCCAUCUUCUCAAACGUCCAGUCCGCUCUUGUGCAAGACAACCGAACCAUAGAAUAUUGUUCUCCAUUUCCUAAAGAGUUCGGUAAGACAUACGAAAAAGGCGUAGUUAUGUUUAAAUUUUUGGCUUACUACGCCGUCCCCCUGUGGGUAAUCGCGGCUUUCUAUAUCCUUAUGGCCCGACAUUUAGUUUUGAGCACGAGAACACUUCCAGGAGAACAUGGAAAGGGUCAAACAAAUCAAAUUCAGGCGAGAAAGAAAGUCGCGAGAAUGGUAUUAGCUUUUGUAAUGAUCUUCAUAAUCUGCUUCCUCCCCUACCACAUCUUCAUGUUGUGGUUCCAUUUUUACCCUUAUUCCCAUGAUGAUUAUGAUGAGUUUUGGCACGCGUUUCGGAUCGUUGGCUUCUGCCUCAGCUACAUAAACUCCUGCAUCAACCCAAUUGCCCUGUACUUUGUCAGCAAGGCCUUCCGCAAAUAUUUCAACCGCUACCUCCUCUGUUGCCUGCGCUCCGAGACUCAGUACAGUGACGUCACACUUGUACACGUCAACAGUUCCUCUUACAGGCGCCAUAACUCCGUCAUUACCUCCCACUACUCGCUGAGCCACGCAGACAAGUCCUGACGAUACGUAUAGCUGCCGGCCAACCAGUCGCCGGCACAUACCUACUUAUAGCUGCGCCUGCGCAGGAGUAGUGCCAGCGCUGCCCGAGAACGAGUUAGGGACGUGGCACUCUGAACUCUGCACAUGAAAGUGAAAUAAAAAAAAAACAAUGGAAUGCGAUUCUUGUUAAAGCUGUUAUUUUUACGCUGUUUAAAGCCAUCGAGAGACAGUGUACUGUGAUGUAUAAGAAUUGUAAAUACGUGUAUAUUGUCUCAUAGCAUAUUUGCAGUAUUUUUAUUUGUUAGUACGUGUUCCAAGAAAAAUUAAAUGAUAGGUGACGCGUUUUAAUUAAAAUUUUUAGUGUAUGUUAUUUACGUUCAUUCGUGUAGUAUCUUGCUGAUGUAUACUUCGCUCAAUAUAAAAGUCUUAACGCCUAUACUUAAAUUAUUUCUGUAAAAAAUUAUACCGUAAUUGUUAUUGAUCUAUGUUAUUGUUGAUUGUUUCAUGUGCAUUGAAAACAAGAAAAUAUAUUCAGAACAAUUAUUAAACAUGAUAUUAAAAAAAAAUCUUUUUAUUAUCAUGUCUAAUUUUUACAACUUCAUUUUCAAUUAUUCAUUGAAUUUUCAUUUAUAAAAGGAGGCUAAGCAUACAUCUUACUCUGGCUGUGCUAGAUAAGUAAUAGUUAUGAUGAUUGUAUAGAACUGAUCACACUUCAUAUAACUUACUUUAAAUGUUGUCAAUUUAUUUACUCUUAGUAAAAAUCGAUAUCAUGAUACAAUUAUAUAUUAUUUGUGUAUUUUUAAUAAAGUUAAGUCCAAUUAUUUGAAUAUAGUUAUCUAUUUUUGUAAAAUAUUUUUAAAUUAAUAAAAUGUACUACUCAGUGUUAGAUAUACAGCUACUGCUUUCAUAAAUACAAUGUUUAUUAAAUA